Candidula unifasciata is the source of this 1385-nucleotide messenger RNA. The record is from the annotation of a GenBank genome assembly. Lineage: Eukaryota; Metazoa; Mollusca; Gastropoda; Stylommatophora; Geomitridae.
GAGGUCUGUUCGGCGACGGCGACGAGUUCAGCAGCAUCGAGAACGCCUUCCGGUACGCGGUCUACCGGAUCAACCAUGACCGCGAACUACUGGCCAACUCCAGGCUGACCUACGACAUCCAGUCACUUCCGGUCAGUGAUGGUUUCGCUGCAUCCAGAAAAGUUUGUCACCAGGUUGAACAGGGUACGAUUGCUGUGUUCGGACCUCGGGCCCAGAAUCUGGCCGGCUAUGUCAACUCUCUGUGUGCCUCGCUGCAGAUCCCGCACCUGGAGGCAAGGAGUGACGCCACUGGACCACUCAACACUCCCGCUCACGCGCUGACCGUCAACCUGUAUCCUGGAGCCCAACAGAUGGGCAAGGCAUACACGGACCUCAUCUCCUUCUACGGUUGGAGCGAGAUGUUGGUUGUCUACGGGUCUGAGCAUGGUCUCAGUCGAGUCCAACGAGUUGUCCGUGGCGACUUCGGCUCCCUGCAGGAAAUCCUGGUCCGUCACGUGGACGCCACCAACAUGAGAGCCAUCUUGAAGGAGGCCAAGGAGAGGCGAUGGAAGAGACUUCUGGUGGAUCUGCCACUGGAGGAGACCAGUUUGCUUCUCAAGAUGGCCCUGCAGGAGGGCAUGAUUGACCCCUACCAUCAUUACAUCCUGACACAUCUGGACAUCGAGUCUAUAGACAUGGAGGACUACCGGCACAACUACGUCAACCUGACUGGGUUCCGGCUGGUGGACCCUAGCGAUCCCUACGUCAGGGCCGUCAUCCAUGACAUGGAGAUCUACGAGAUGCAGACGGACCUCAGCUUGCUCAACACCACCGGUUAUCUGUCCUUGCCGCACGAGGUGGCGCUGAUGUAUGACUCCGUCUACCUGUUGGCGCACGCGCUCCAGCGCUACGACAAGUCGGCCAUCUUGAGACCGGUCAACGUCACCUGUGACAGCCCGAGCCCGUGGACAUCAGGGCCCAGUCUGUACUCGUUCCUUCACCAGGUGCCCGUGCGAGCACUGACGGGCGACAUUGUUCUGAAAGCUGGUAGACGGUUGGACUUUAAACUGGACAUUCUUCAGCUGACCACACGUGGCCUGGUCAAGGGAGGCGAGUGGAGGGUGUCCACUGGAAUCAACGUGACCCACGGAGAGAACAUUUUCUUCGGAAACCCGUUUGGAAACAAAACGCUGGUUGUGACCACUCUCAAGGAAGCCCCGUUUGUGAUGGACAAAGAGAAGCCGACAUCUGAGGAGCAAUACGAGGGAUUCUGCAUCGACCUGGCCAAGGAGUUAGCCACGAUUGUCGGCUUUAACUACAGAUUCGAACUGGUACCGGAUGGAAACUACGGCUCUCGCAACACCGAGGGCGAGUGGGAUGGGAUGGUCAAGGAGCUCAUAGAUGGG